Molecule: messenger RNA, 3792 nt
Organism: Scomber japonicus (chub mackerel)
Lineage: Eukaryota; Metazoa; Chordata; Actinopteri; Scombriformes; Scombridae
Product: vang-like protein 1
Exons: 9
Coding region: 280-1890 (536 amino acids)
Biological process (GO): multicellular organism development
Cellular component (GO): plasma membrane
Source: RefSeq, a predicted model, not a curated record
CGGUUACCAAGGGCUGUUUCCUACUGUAGCCUACCGUGUGCUCUGGGGCGAACUCUUUUAUAACCUCUGGAUAAAUAAUCAACUACGGGAAUGAUAUCACCACCGAUAAAAGGUUGAUGUUUCCUCACCGGGCGCCCCCAGGGUCGCUUUCAAGCCUGACUGCCGACAGCUCGCCACCUCUGUCAGCCUCCUGAGCGAGCCCGUCAAUCGCCUCCAGCUCGACAAGACAGAGGGACAAAGCUUCCGCCGCCCAGCUGCCUGGGUAGGACUGCCGUCGCCAUGGACACGGAGUCCACCUACUCUGGAUAUUCCUACUACUCCGGGCGCUCAAGGGGAUCCCACAGGCAUGGGGAGCGAAGCCGGGACCGCCACAAGUCCCGCAGUAAAGACAGCCGCUCGGAAAAGUCUGUAACAAUUAACACGCCGCCCGCAGAGCCGCUGCUGGGCGACUCAUCGGUUCGGGGUGAGCAGAUCCAGGAUGACAACUGGGGCGAGACCACCACGGCCGUCACCGGCACAUCCGAGCACAGCCUCUCUCAGGAGGACAUCGUCCGCAUCACCAAGGACCUGGAGGACAGCGUGGGGCUGGACUGUCGCCGUUACUUUACCCUGACCUUGGCUGUGAUCCUGGGCCUGCUGGUGUUCCUCACACCCCUGGCCUUCCUGGUGCUCCCCCACCUCCUGUGGCCAGAGAAGCUGCAGAGCUGCGGCACGGCCUGCGAGGGCCUCUUCAUCUCCGUGGCCUUCAAGCUGCUCAUCCUGCUGCUGGCCGUCUGGGCGCUCUUCUUCCGGCCGCCGCGGGCCGGCCUCCCGCGGGUCUUCGUCUUCCGGGCGCUGCUCGCCGUGCUGGUGCUGCUCUUCGUGGUCUCCUAUUGGCUGUUUUACGGCGUGAGGAUACUGGACUCGCAGGAUGAGAACUACCAGGGUAUCGUGCAGUACGCUGUUUCUUUGGUGGACGCCCUGCUCUUCAUCCACUACCUGGCCAUCGUGCUGCUGGAGCUACGUCAGCUGCAGCCGUGCUUCUCCGUGUGUGUCACCCGCUCCACGGACGGAGAGAUGAGGCACUACAACCUGGGACAGCUCAGUAUCCAGCGGGCAGCACUGGCCAUCCUAGAGCACUACUACUGCGACUUCCCAGUACAUAACCCAGCUCUGCUUUCUGCAUCCAAGUCCCGUGCCGCCAAGCACCUGGCCGGCCUCAAGGUCUACAACGUGGAUGGUGAGUUCCCAGCAGACCCGGCUGCGGGUCCAGGGAACAAUGCAGCAACAGGACUGGCUCACUCUCAGUCCAGAGCCAUGAUCGCUGCCGCCGCCCGCCGCAGAGACACCAGCCACAACGAGCUAUACUACGAGGAGGCCGAGCACGAGAGGCGUGUCCGCAAGCGCAAAGCCCGGCUGGUGGUGGCAGUAGAGGAGGCGUUCACCCACAUCAAGCACUUGCAGGAAGAGGAGCAGAAGAAGGCGCCGGGGGACGUGAUGGACCCACGGGAGGCGGCGCAAGCCAUCUUCCCAUCCAUGGCUCGAGCCCUGCAGAAGUACCUGAGGACCACCAAGCAGCAGCACUGCCACAGCAUGGAGAGCAUCCAGCAGCACCUGGCCUUCUGCAUCACCAACAACAUGACGCCCAAGGCGUUCCUAGAGAGCUACCUGACUCCGGGUCCAACCCUGCAGUACAGCCGGGAUCACUGGAUGGCCCGUCAGUGGACCCUGAUCAGCGAGGCGUCAGUCACCAGCGGCCUGAAGGACGGCACUGUUUUCCUGCUCAAGUCGGUGGACUUCACCCUGGUGGUUACUUCCAAGAAGAUCCCCUACAUCCAGAUGUCAGAGGAAUACAUCGACCCCAAGUCACACAAGUUUGUCCUGCGGUUACAGUCCGAGACCUCUGUGUAGGACUCCAAGCUUUUUUCUUUCUUUGUUCUUCUUUUUUUUUUUUUUUUUUUUUUUAAACAAAUUUUUAUUCCUCACUCUAUUUUGUUGCUCUCAAAUGUUUUCAUUUUGGGUUUGCAGUUUUUAUUUUUACUUCUUUUUUUUUUUGUUGGAAUUUUAUAUUAUAUAUGAAUCUAUAUAUAUUACACACAUGUUUGAAUAUAUUGAUCUUUUUACGUUUGAUUUGGAUGAAAAACAGAAAAGAAAGAAUCAUGAUUUUUUUUUUGACGCAGGAUUUACAGACUUUUUUUAAAAAAAUGGUUGUGUGCACAUAUGUGUGAGUGUAUGUGUAUAUGUGCUGUACGUGUGUGUGCAUGUGUGUCAUUUCGUGUCAACACAAUCACUCGUUCUUUUUACAUUUGAGAUGCUGGAGCCAAGCAAGACGGGAGCGUUUGUUUCUGAUGAUCCGACAGAGACUUUGUAAUCACUCCUUUAUUUCCAUUGGACAGACAGACAAACCACUAAAGACUGCGAUGGUGUGACUCGGAUUUUGAUAUUUGAAGCCUGAUGGAAACAGGACAAAUAUCCUGCCUGUGCUGCAACAUUUUGAAAGUAUUCGGAGGCUCUUUUCGGCGUCAGCACAUUGAGAAUAAAAUGGAUUUCAAUCUCUCAGUGAACCGAAGGAUUAAUCUUCUCUUAUAAGCAAACCAAAUUAAAAGAAUUAACUAAAGUUCAAUCAGACUUUGCAUUAAAUGCACAUUUAUGUAUGUUUCUAAAUCAAAUGAAUACACCUUAAAAAAAAAGAGUGGAAAUCUCAGCCUGUUCAAAAAGGAUGUUGGACUACUUUCUUUCAGUCUUCUCAUCAGUACUUCAAGACAUCUACAGAGCUCUGGACACUUUUUUCAGACAGUUGAGAUGACAAAUUCCAACCCGACUCAUGUCCAGCCUCAGGCGCAGCACCCUUGAAUGCUAUUUAUAGCUGCCAAAGUGGGACACUUUGUGUUGUUCUGGGGCACAAGUUUUCUCCAGGUGCAAUGGAGCAAAAUCCCUUUCCACUCCAGUUGGGAACAACACACAUCCACGCUCGUGCUGUGUUUAAAACGCUGCAGUGAACUCAGCAUGAACCGGAUCAUGCAGUAAAGAGAUCCUCAGAGAUGCACACACAUCAAAACAAAUUCCCAAAACAUUUGCCCUGCCUCAUCGGUUCAGUAACCUUCUCAGGGCUUUCAUGUCUGCCGGAUCUGCCCGAUGUGGUGGAAGGGGAAGGCAGAGCAGAUGUCUAAAACAACAAAAAAAAGUACUACUGAUUACUCCAAACCAGAAUUCCCCCUCUGUGAGGUUACCUCUAAAUAUUUAAAGUAUGAUUUCAUCCAUCAGGGCUCGCAGGGUACGCUUGUAUCACCAGAACUCAUUUUGGAUGGCACUGAAUCAUCGGUGUAUCAACAAUGCGAAGGGUGGAACCUCCUUCCCAACUGGACCAUCUGGUUUUCCUUUUACUACCUUGUCUCGCUUCUGUUGUCAGACAAACAUGCUCACAGUGAAUCCCUCGAGGUCAGCUGUGUUUAAUGUUUCGUCACUUCACUGGAAGUCUCAGGAGGUUUUUUUUUUCUCUCUAAUCAGUUAAAUCAAACUAAUCUUACUAGGAUAACUUAAAGAUUCUGUCAGCACACAAACUUGAAGUGUAAGCCCCUUUUACUCUCUUAACGGAUAUGAUAAAUUCAGUAAAGUGGUUAAAAAAAAUCACAUUGAGCUCUGUAACUCACUCAAGAAGCAAAAUGUGUCAUGCUAAUAAUAUCUCCUGUGUCUAUGAGCAGGGUUGUCCCCUACUGCCCCCUGGCUGGUUAACUUGGAAUUGUCCAAUAUAUUUUCACACAAAAUGAAAAAAAAACCUGCAAAAACUUUCACUGUAAAAACAAUUGUUACACC